This is a messenger RNA of Adineta ricciae, 978 nucleotides long. Lineage: Eukaryota; Metazoa; Rotifera; Eurotatoria; Adinetida; Adinetidae. The record is from the annotation of a GenBank genome assembly.
AUGGCUUUAAACAAUGACGCAAUUGAUUAUGAUCCUUUACCAGUGGAGGAAAAGCAUAAAGUAGAUCUAAACGAGAUCAAACAACGAUUUUAUGAUGAAAAACGAGACCCAUUCAUUGAAAUCAUACAUUUUCAAACAUCUAUUGAACGAAAACCAACAGAAAUCGACGAGUCAUCACUACGCGUUCUCAAAUAUAAAUCUCCAUCGUUUAUUGCAACGGCUACAUUUCGUUUUCCAUCAAUACAUACAAACGAAUGUUGGAAAGUUGGCUUUAUUCAAGCAUGUGAUCAUAUGAUUUUUCAUAAUGAAUAUGGAAAUCUUGGCUAUUCAUCAUGGGAAUUUCCACAAUUGAUCGAUCGUAAUGUUUCAAUGAUAAAUGACAGUUGUGGACGGAACUAUCCGUGGUAUGGAUCGAAAAAUCAAGUAGUAACGAUUCAAGGACCGAUCCAUCGAUCAACUGAAUACACGAUUAGUAUGCGUGAUUUAUUUGUACCGUGGAUUCCAUGGGAUAUUCCGACGUACGAAGGUGAACAAUGUCGUUUGACACAUGUUUAUCGACAUCAACGCUUCUAUGUUUGGUUAUGUGCGAUGAACUGUACAAAGAAUGAAUUAUUAAUUAUGCGAACGUUGCGUUGGUCGCAAACAAUUGAAAUUAGUGUUGAACCGAGUUUGAAUCGAGGAAAACGAGCAACUCUGAUCAGCAAUUCUCAGCCAGAUCAACCGAUACUUCUUAAAAGAAAUCUCCUGAUUCCUUCUUGUGCUUUACAAGAACCAUCAGCAAAUAAUGCACAAUUAUUGAUUUGGAGACCAACUGACGGCUAUCCGAUUAUCGUCGUUCAUCCGAAACAUCGCGAUUCAGGCACAACUAAAUAUCUAUAUCAGCAUUAUGCGAAAACGACGCUUUCAAUAUUCGAUUUGUUUUAUUUUGUCGCCAAUUCGACUCUUGUUUAUAUGACCUCUUUUUAUCAUGAUUAUUGA